This is a messenger RNA of Guillardia theta CCMP2712, 1287 nucleotides long. RefSeq lists its product as hypothetical. The record is from RefSeq and is a predicted model, not a curated record. Lineage: Eukaryota; Cryptophyceae; Pyrenomonadales; Geminigeraceae. The coding region runs from base 1 to 1287 and encodes 428 amino acids. The transcript has 13 exons.
AUGCUGAGCACGAGGUCGGGUGGGGCUGCGGUGGCGGCUGCGGCUGCGAUGGCCUUGCUCAUGAUGUUGAUGGUGGAGGAGGCCGACUCUAAGAAGGUCUUCAAGAAAAAGAUCCUCAUGCAAGGGAAGAACUACAAAAUUCAUCCUGACACUGAGUCGGACAUGUGCAAUGCAGUGAUCAGUGAAAUGCACACCGAAUUGGUCAAGCACAAGAUGAAAGAUGAAGGAGAAGACAACAUCUAUGACACGGCGGGAAUGGCCAUCUGCUUGGGAGUUGUGCAACGCUACACCUUCGACAAGGAUGACACGGGUGUAUGGAAACUGAUGAAGAAGAACAAGACAGACGACGACGAUGAGGACGACAUGUUCGGGGGCAUGCCCGAGGGUGGCAACUCCCAGCAAGUGGUUGAAGGCCUCCUGCUCACAAAGAAGGUCUGCAUGGAUUGGUGUGAAGAACUUCAGCAAGAAGUAUCCGAGGUGAUGUACAAAAGGGUUGAUUCCUCCACUCCGCAAGAGAUUGCACUCGAUUUUUGCCCGCAGGCCAUCAAACCAGAAGAGAAGAGAAAGGGGAAAGUUCCAUACACUCCCAAGACUGCUGCUCCCGCACCACCUCCCAACCCUUCGGACAUGAUGCAAGACUUUCUCAACAAACGAGACACAUCUGGUGCAAUCAGCGAGAUGCUGGAAUUGGAAGCUCACUAUCCAGAGAAGACCCUUGAUCCUCCAUUCCAGGAAAAAGUCAACAAGGGAAGGGUAGACCUUCAGUGCACUGUAUGCAAGGUUGGGGUGCGGAAAGCCAUUGAAAAAGUGAAAGAGAUGAGGUCGACGACUCCCCAGUUCAAGGACCGAUGGCAGAGAGAAUCUCUCGUCACUGACAUCGUUCAAAAGAUUUGUCAUGGGAAGGAUUAUGAAAGGCUGAGGCAAGGUUACUACCCUGCUGUACCUGGAAACCCUCCUGAGUGGGCUCAAGGCUACCACAUUUUUCAGGAUGAUCCUGAAGGGCCCUGGAAGCUCUCCAGGCAGGACAAGAGGAAGAAGGACAAACAUCCUAACAGUGAAGACGGGCGGGGGUCGGAGAACUCCCGGGACGAGCACGAGUACAAUGUGAUGCGGUAUGCCAUGAUCCGGCUGGCAUGUCGGGACACCAUCGAUGAGAGGUUGAGUGAAGACGAUGGGGACCUUGCAAAUCUCAUCGUCAAUAAUCUUGAUUCUGACCCCAAGACGGUCGCUGGCACUUUCUGCAAGCCUAUCUGCUCUGCGUCCGGUGGCAAGAAGGAGGAGCUUUGA